Messenger RNA from Rangifer tarandus platyrhynchus (Svalbard reindeer), 5115 nucleotides. The record is from the annotation of a GenBank genome assembly. NCBI's taxonomy places the organism in Eukaryota, Metazoa, Chordata, Mammalia, Artiodactyla, Cervidae.
AUGGCAGUGCUCAGGCAGCUGGCACUGCUGCUCUGGAAGAACUAUACUCUACAGAAGCGGAAGGUACUGGUGACCCUCUUGGAGCUCUUUCUGCCCCUGCUGUUCUCUGGGAUCCUGAUCUGGCUCCGCCUGAAGAUCCAGUCAGAGAACGUGCCCAAUGCCACCCUCUACCCCAGCCAGUCCAUCCGAGAGCUGCCCCUCUUCUUCAGCUUCCCUCCCCCGGGGGCCACCUGGGAGCUGGCCUACAUCCCAUCCCAAAGUGAGGCCGUGCGCACAGUGGUGGAGAACGUGCAGAGGGCGCUGGUGAUCAACCUGCGAGCUCGUGGCUUCGCCUCUGAGAAGGACUUCGAGGACUACAUCAGAUACGACAACCGCUCUGCCGACGUGCUGGCCGCCCUGGUGUUCGAGCACACCUUCAACCACAGCCGGGACCCCCUGCCGCUGGCGGUGAGAUACCACUUACGCUUCAGUUACACGCGAAGAAACUACAUGUGGACUCAGACAGGCUCCUUUUUCCUGAAAGAGACAGAGGGAUGGCAUACCACUUCCCUUUUUCCACUCUUCCCAAACCCAGGACCCAGGGAGCCCACGUCCCCUGACGGCGGAGAACCUGGUUACAUCCGCGAGGGCUUCCUGGCCGUGCAGCAUGCAGUGGACAGGGCCAUCAUGCACUACCAUGCCAAUGCCUCCACGCACCAGCUGUUCGAGAAGCUCACUGUGAUCGCCAAGCGGUUCCCUUACCCGCCUUUCAUCUCCGACCCCUUCCUGGUCGCCAUCCAGUACCAGCUUCCACUGCUGCUCAUGCUGAGCUUCACCUACACCUCCCUCAGCAUCAUCCGGGCCAUCGUGCAGGAGAAGGAGAAGAAGCUGAAGGAGUACAUGCGUAUGAUGGGGCUCAGCAGCUGGCUGCUCUGGACCGCGUGGUUCCUCCUCUUCUUCUUCCUCCUCCUCAUCGCCGUCUCCUUCAUGACUCUGCUCUUCUGCGUCAAGGUGAAGAAGGACGUGGCGGUGCUCGCGCACAGCGACCCCACACUGGUGCUGGUCUUCCUGGCCUGCUUUGCCGUCUCCUCCAUCUCCUUCAGCUUCAUGGUCAGCACUUUCUUCAGCAAAGCCAACAUGGCAGCAGCCAUCGGCGGUUUCCUCUACUUCUUCUCCUACAUCCCCUACUUCUUCGUUGCUCCUCACUACAACUGGAUGACGCUGAGCCAGAAGCUCUUCUCCUGCCUCCUGUCCAACGUCGCCAUGGCGAUGGGAGCCCAGCUCAUAGGGAAAUUUGAAGCCAAAGGCACAGGCAUCCAGUGGCGAGACCUCCUGAGUCCCGUCAACGUGGAUGACGACUUCACCUUCGGGCAGGUGCUGGGCAUGCUGUUGCUGGACUCUGUCCUCUACGGGCUGGCCACCUGGUACGUGGAGGCUGUGCUCCCGGGCCAGUUUGGCGUGCCCCAGCCCUGGUACUUCUUCAUCCUGCCUUCGUACUGGUGCGGACGCCCGAGGACGGCGCUCGGGAAGGAGGAGGAGGACGACGACCCUGAGAAGGUGCUCAGGACUGAGUACUUUGAAGCUGAGCCCGAGGACCUGGUGGCCGGGAUCAAGAUCAAGCACGUGACCAAGGUGUUUAGAGUGGGGAACAAGGGCAAGGCGGCCGUCAGAGACCUGAACCUGAACCUGUACGAAGGCCAGAUCACUGUCCUGCUGGGCCACAACGGCGCGGGGAAGACCACCACGCUCUCCAUGCUCACAGGUCUCUUCCCCCCGACCAGCGGACGAGCGUACAUCAGCGGGUACGAAGUCUCGCAGGACAUGGAUCAGAUACGGAAGAGCCUGGGCCUGUGCCCACAGCAUGACGUCUUGUUUGACAACCUGACCGUCGCCGAGCACCUGUACUUCUAUGCUCAGCUGAAAGGCUUGCCACGUCAGAAGUGCCCUGAGGAGGUCAAACGCAUGCUGCACGUGCUCGGGCUGGAGGAGAAGCGGGACUCCCGGAGCAAGUUUCUGAGUGGCGGGAUGCGGCGCAAGCUCUCCAUCGGCAUCGCCCUCAUCGCGGGCUCCAAGGUGCUGAUGCUGGACGAGCCCACCUCGGGCGUGGACGCCAUCUCCAGGAGGGCCAUCUGGGACCUUCUGCAGCAGCACAAGAGCGACCGCACCAUCCUGCUGACCACCCACUUCAUGGACGAGGCCGACCUGCUGGGGGACCGCAUCGCUAUCAUGGCCAAGGGGGAGCUGCAGUGCUGCGGGUCGUCGCUGUUCCUCAAGGAGAAAUACGGCGCAGGCUACCACAUGACACUGGUGAAGGAGCCUCACUGCAACCCCGAGGGCAUCUCCCGGCUGGUCCAGCACCACGUCCCCAACGCCACCCUGGAGAGCAGCGCCGGGGCAGAACUGUCGUUCAUUCUUCCUAAGGAGAACACGCACAGGUUUGAAAGUCUUUUUGCUAAACUGGAGAAGCAGCAGAAGGAGUUGGGCAUCGCCAGCUUCGGGGCCUCCGUCACCACCAUGGAGGAGGUCUUCCUGCGGGUUGGCAAGCUGGUGGACACCAGCAUGGACAUCCAGGCCAUCCAGCUCCCUGCCCUGCAGUACCAGCACGAGAGGCGGGCCAGCGACUGGGCUGUGGACGGCCACCUGUGUGGGACCAUGGACCCGACCGACGGUGUUGGCGCACUGAUUGAGGAGGAGUGCACCGCCGUCAAGCUCAACACCGGGCUGGCCCUCCACUGCCAGCAGUUCUGGGCCAUGUUCCUGAAGAAGGCCACCUACAGCUGGCGCGAGUGGAAGGUGGUGGCGGCCCAGGUCCUGGUGCCUGUGACGUGCCUCACCCUGGCCCUCCUGGCCAUCAACUACUCCUCCGAGAUCUUCGACGACCCCCUGCUGAAGCUGACCCUGGGCGAGUACGGCCACACCGUCGUGCCCUUCUCGGUCCCUGGGACCUCUCGGCUGGAUCAGCAGCUGUCGGAGCAUCUGAAAGACAUGCUGCAGGCCGAGGGCCAGGAGCCUCGAGAGGUGCUGGGUGACCUGGAGGAGUUCCUGAUUUUCAGGGCCUCAGUGGAGGGGGGCGGCUUCAACGAGCGGUGCCUGGUGGCAGCAUCCUUCAGAGACACGGGCGAGCACACGGUCGUCACUGCCCUGUUCAACAACCAGGCGUACCACUCCCCUGCCACCGCGCUGGCUGUCGUGGACAACCUCCUGUUCAAGCUGCUGUGUGGCCCCCGGGCCUCCAUCACGGUGUCCAACUUCCCCCAGCCCCGGAGCGCGCUGCAGGCUGCCAAGGACCAGUUCAAUGAGGGCCGGAAAGGCUUCGACAUCGCCCUCAACUUGCUGUUCGCCAUGGCAUUCCUGGCCAGCACGUUCUCCAUCCUAGCAGUCAGCGAGAGGGCCGUCCAAGCCAAGCACGUGCAGCUCGUGAGCGGCGUCCACGUGGCUACUUUCUGGCUCUCGGCUCUGCUGUGGGACCUCCUGUCCUUCCUCGUCCCCAGUCUGCUGCUGCUGGUAGUGUUCAAGGCCUUCGACGUGCAUGCCUUCACGCGGGACGGACACGUGGCCGACGUCUUGCUGCUGCUCACGCUCUACGGCUGGGCCAUCAUCCCCCUCAUGUACCUGAUGAGCUUCUUUUUCUCCGGGGCGGCCACUGCCUACACGCGGCUGACCAUAUUCAACAUCCUAUCGGGCAUCGCCACCUUCCUCGUUGUCACCAUCAUGCGCAUCCCAGCAGUCAAGUUAGAAGAACUUUCCAGAACCCUGGACCGUGUGUUCCUGGUGCUUCCCAACCACUGCUUAGGGAUGGCGGUGAGCAACUUCUACCAGAACUACGAGACCAGGCGGUACUGCACCUCCUCCGACGUGGCAGCCCACUACUGCCGGAAAUACAACAUCCAGUACCAGGAGAACUUCUACGCGUGGAGCACCCCGGGGGUCGGCAGGUUCGUGACCUCCAUGGCCGCUUCAGGGUUUGCCUACCUCACCCUGCUCUUCCUCGUGGAGGCCGACCUGCUAUGGAGGCUGAAGACCUGCCUGUGUGCCUUCCAGAGGAGGCGGGCGCUGGUGAAAGUGUACACCCGGACGGCGGCGCUCCCUGAAGACCAGGAUGUGAUGGACGAAAGGAACCGCGUCCUGUCCCCCAGCCCGGACUCCCUGCUGGUCACGCCUCUGAUCAUCAAGGAGCUCUCCAAGGUGUACGAGCACCGGGCUCCGCUCCUCGCUGUGGACAAGGUGUCCCUCGCGGUCCAGAAAGGGGAGUGCUUCGGUUUGCUAGGCUUCAACGGAGCCGGGAAAACCACGACUUUCAAAAUGCUGACCGGGGAGGAGACCAUCACCUGUGGGGACGCCUUUGUUGGGGGCUACAGCAUCAGCUCUGACAUCGGGAAGGUGCGGCAGCGAAUCGGCUACUGUCCCCAGUUCGAUGCCCUGCUGGACCACAUGACAGGCCGGGAGACACUGGUCAUGUUUGCCCGGCUCCGGGGCAUCCCCGAGCGCCACAUUGGCGCGUGUGUAGAGAACACGCUGCGGGGUCUGCUUCUGGAGCCGCACGCCAGCAAGCUGGUCAGGACGUACAGCGGUGGCAACAAGCGCAAGCUCAGCACUGGCAUUGCCCUGCUGGGGGAGCCCGCGGUCAUCUUCCUGGACGAGCCGUCCACUGGCAUGGACCCUGUGGCCCGGCGUCUGCUCUGGGACACCGUGGCACGGGCCCGAGAGUCCGGCAAGGCCAUCGUCAUCACCUCCCACAGCAUGGAGGAGUGUGAAGCCUUGUGCACCCGGCUGGCCAUCAUGGUGCAGGGUCAGUUCAAGUGCCUGGGCAGCCCACAGCACCUCAAGAGCAAGUUUGGCAGCGGCUACUCCCUACGGGCCAAGAUCCGGAGUGACGGGCAGCAGGAGACACUGGAGGAGUUCAAGGCGUUCGUGGGCCUGACCUUCCCAGGUAUCGUCCUGGAGGAUGAGCACCAAGGGAUGGUCCAUUACCACCUGCCUGGCGAUGACCUCAGCUGGGCGAAGGUGUUUGGCGUUCUGGAAAAGGCCAAGGAGAAGUACGGGGUGGACGACUACUCCGUGAGCCAGACCUCUCUGGAGCAGGUCUUCCUGAGCUUCGCCCACCUGCAGCCAUCCACCGAGGACGCGGGUCCGUGA